Messenger RNA from Trypanosoma grayi, 807 nucleotides. RefSeq names its product A kinase (PRKA) anchor protein 7. The record is from RefSeq and is a predicted model, not a curated record. Gene Ontology annotation, cellular component: cytosol. The coding region runs from base 1 to 807 and encodes 268 amino acids. NCBI's taxonomy places the organism in Eukaryota, Euglenozoa, Kinetoplastea, Trypanosomatida, Trypanosomatidae. The transcript has a single exon. Gene Ontology annotation, molecular function: protein kinase A regulatory subunit binding.
AUGCUUAGGCGUUCCUUUAAUGCAUUGCAGAAGGGUGAGAGGGGGCUGUACUUUCCCAUCAAUCACCGCAUUGUUGACCGCCGUAUAGCCUCUGGGGUCACUAUAGAAGAGACGGAUGUGCAGUCACGGUAUCGCCGUGAGCUUCGUACGAGCUUUACAACAGGCGAAACGCGACAGACUGUUCCUCCCGCGUGGAGUGCACGAGAGCGGCCGACACACUUUCUGUCAUUGCGCCUCCCGGUGAGGAAUGCCAUCAGUACACGUGUGAAGGAGAUGCAUGAACAAAUUCUUUUUUCACAUCAGCAGCACGCCCCACUGCUUGUUCCACUCACAAAGCUUCACAUCACUUUGGGUGUGAUGACAAUUCCAGAGAGUGAGUGGGCGAAGGUGCUUCCCUCCAUUCACGAAUGUGUCUCGCAGGUUUUUUCCCCGAUCCAUCCAAUGAAGCUUCGUUUUCGGGGUUUAGGAACUUUUGGGUUUGGCCGUGUCCUUUUUGUUCGCGUUAUUCCAGAGGCAGACUUCUUUGUCCUCGAUAGUGCUAUUUGUCAGAUUCGACAGAAGGUUGGAAAUGGGUUGGGUGUAGACAUGAAGGGUAACCCACACGACUCUUAUGUUCCUCAUUUAACAGUAGCGAAGAUUAGGCGUAACCAACAGGCUCAAUUCGGCACCAGAAUACCUCUGUCGAUUUGGGCCGAUUAUCAACACCAUGACUUCGGUGAUGUCACGUUCUCGAUAAUUGACGUUUGUCGCAUGCAAGGGUCGCAUGACGGCUACUACCACACUGAGGGCUCCGUGCAGUUGUCGUAG